AUGAGAGUCGUUGUACUAGCCCUGGCUCUAGCCCUUGUGGCUGGCCAACACCCCAACUUGGCUCCGACAUUUGCUCCUGGAAACACCUAUGAGUACGAUUACCAGGCCAGGAUCAUGGGCGGUCUGUUAGAGCAGGACCUGGCCAGUGCUGGUCUGAAGCUGCAAAGCCGAGUCAAGAUCAGUGUUGACCAGCAGACCGAACACGGUGCUGUCCUCCUGCUUCAGCUUGAGAACCCUCAGGUGUUUGAGCACAGUGGUGUGUGGCAGAAAGACACCUUCAGCCAAACUCAGCUCCGUGCAGAUCUGGCAGCUCACCUCAGAACACCCAUCAAGUUCAAGUAUCAGGAUGGGAUUGUGAGAGAGCUCCUAGCCCCCGAAAGUGUGCCCACAAUGGUGCUCAACAUCCACAGGGGAAUCCUCAACAUCUUCCAGCUGACCAUCAAGCAAAGACAGAACGACUAUGAACUGCAGGAGGAGGGAGCCCAGGGUGUGUGCAAGACCCAUUAUGCCAUCAUUGAGAGAGAGCCUGGCAGCAUCCAUGUGGUCAAGAGCAGAGAUCUGAACCAAUGCCAGGAAAGGGUCAGACGUGACAUCGGGUUGGCAUACACUAGGACUUGCCAUCAUUGCCAGAAGGAUUCUACAAACCUGAGGGAUAUCUCUGGAUAUGAAUACAAAUUGAAGCAGGGGCCAAAUGGUCACAUCAUCGAGGAGGUGUCUGUGAGAGAAAACAUUCAGUUCUCGCCUUUCAAUGAGCUGAACGGUGCUGCCACCCUGGAAACCAAACAACAUCUGAAAUACAUUGAGACCAAACAGGCUCGUAUUGUCCCUGCCAAUUCAGAGUACCGUAAUCGUGGUUCCCUGAAGUAUGAGUUCUCCACUGAACUUAUGCAGAGUCCAAUCCGCAUCCUUAAGAUGUCAGACACGCAGGAACAGAUUGAAGGAAUCCUGAAUCACCUGGUUGCCGAUAACAGACACAACGUACACGAAGAUGCUCCUCUCAAGUUUUUGGAACUUAUCCAGCUCCUGCGUCGAGCUGAAUUAAGUAAACUGCGCACCCUGUUGAAUACCCAAGGACCAGCGAGGAAGUGGUUUGUGGAUGCCAUUCCCUACAUCGGAACAGAGGCGGCUUUGGAACUUGCCAUGGAGGAGAUUAAAAAACCCAAGCAUCAUGUUAGUGAAGCCAUGGAAGCCCUCCAGAUUUUGGUUGGUGUUCUGCACAUGCUAGAGCCAAGCAGGGAAAACGUGGAAAAGGUUAAGAGUUACAUUGAAACACAAAAAGAUGCAGCAGGAGUUGUGCGGAAGUCUCUGCUUCUCGGCUAUGGAGGUCUCUUCCACAGACACUGUGAGAGGGCUGAAUGCAAGGAGGAUCUUAUUCAGCCAAUCCAGAAACACUUGGAACAAGCCUUAGCUACGGAAAACACAGAUGAACUGGUUCUGUCGGCAAAGGUUUUGGCUAAUGCUGCUCACCCUUGGAUCAUCAAAUCUAUCACAAAGCUCCUUCCAAUUCAUGGCACCAAAGGACGUACACUGUCCAAGAGAGUUCACAUUGAAGCCAUCUUGGCACUGAGAAGCCUUGCCAAGCUGAACCUUAAAGAGGUCCAAAUCCAUGCUAUGCAACUGUACAUGGACACAACCCUGGAGCCUGAGCUGCGUACACUUGCUGUCAUUACACUCUUUGAGACCAAACCUUCCGUAGCCACUGUGACUCGUGUUGCCAAACUUGUCAAGUCUGAUCCAAGCGAGGCAGUGUCCAGCUUCACGUAUUCUCUUAUCAAGUCUCUGUCUAAAAGCAUGGACCACUCAAUGGCUGCUGUGGCCAAUGUUGGUCUCAGAUUCAUGGGCCAAAGGAAACAGAACAUGAAGCUCAGCAAGGCUUUCCUCCUGGACUACUAUAGCCAUCCUUUGACACUUGGUGCGGCUGCAAGCAUUUAUACCAUCAACGAUGCUGCUACCAUCCUCCCCAAGACAGUUAUAGCAAAGACUACUGCCUUCUUUGCUGGAGCAGCUGCUGAUCUCAUUGAGAUUGGAGUCAGAUCUGAGGGAUUCCAGGAACACUUUUUGAAAAAAGAGGUUUCUGAUUCUUCUGAACAAAGUGCCAAGAUGAAGCGCAUCCUGAAGGCGCUCCACAACUGGAAGGCUAUGCCCACCAGUCAAAUGCUGGGUUCCGUUUACGUCAAGGUUUUGGGACAGACUGUUGCUUUUGUUGACAUCGACAAACAGGUUAUUGAACAAGCAAUUCAGAUGUCCUCUGAGUUGGGCAUGACCAGCAUGCAAACCCUCCGGAACCUGGUCCAUAACGGUGUCUCCGCACACUGGGCCAAGGCAAUGAUGCCCGCUGAGAUCAGACGCAUCAUGCCCACAGCCGCCGGUCUGCCCAUGGAGCUCGCCCUCUACACUGUUGCUGUCACGGUAGCAGAUGUUCAGGCUAAAUUCACAACUAGCUUGGACAAGAACUUCCAACUUGAAAACAUUCUGAGUCAAAAGAAUUCUGAGAUUCAGACUCAGAUCAAGCCCAGCAUCGCCCUCAACACAUUUGCUGUGAUGGGAAUAAAUUCUGACAUUGCUCAGGUUGCCAUGGUCUCAAGAGCCAAGGCCAAGAUCCAUAUGCCCAGCGAAAUCCAUGCAACUCUGGACUUUGUGGACAAAAACUUCAAGAUCAAGGCUCUUCCAAUAGCCCUUCCUGAAAAUGUUGUAGCCGCUGUUGAUAUUGAAACUGUGGCCAUUGCAAGACGUGCCAAAAAGACGACUCCUCUGAUCCCUGAAGAGAUUUCUUCUCACAGCUCAAGAAGUUCUUCUGCCAGCUCCUCCGAUUCUCAGGAUGUGCGGGAUAACAGACCAGUUCAGGACAGAACAGCUUCCAACUCCAGAAAACGCAGAAAUGACAAGAAAUACUGCAUCAGUUCCGCUGGAGUAAAAUCCUGCCUGAGAAUCGCUUCUCACAACGCCAAGUUCCUUCAGAACUCUGCUCUGUACAAACUGGCUGGGAACCACCUUGUUCGUCUUUCUCUUCAACAAUCUGAAACAGAAGUGGUUGAGAAGUACGAAGUGGAACUCCAAAUUGGAGCCAAGGGUGAUGGGAAACUCCAGAAGCCCAUUAACUUGAACAUGGAGGAGAUCCCAGAGGGCACGCCUAUUCUCUCUAAGCUCAAGAGAAUCCUGACUCCUGGUCUGAAAAGCAACAGGACAUCUAGCUCCUCCAGCAGCUCCAGCUCAGUGAGUCACAGCAGACGUCGCUCUUCCUCCUCUUCAUCUCACUCUGGGAUGGGCAGAAAGAUUAUCAACGCUAAAAAGUUCCUUGGCGAUUUCGGUCACACUUCUUUUGUGUUGAUCCUCCGCGCCACUACAAAUAACAAGAACAAGAGUCCAAUGGGCUAUCAAAUUGCAGCCUAUGAGGACCAGAGUGAGAGCCGAGUACAGAUGGUCAUCACCACCCUGGAUCGUCAUAGCAACUGGAGGCUGUCCGCUGAUGCCGCAGCACUGAGCCAGAACAAAGUUUCUGCUAAGAUUUCUUGGGGAGAACCAAGCAAGAUAUAUGAUGCCCUGAUCACAGCUGAGUCUGGCCUGGUUGAGCAGAAGAUGGCAGCACGUGUGAGAUUGGCUUGGAAGAGACUGCCCACUGCUGUUGUCAGAAACGUCCAACGGAUUUUCAAGAUCUACAGCUGCAGAGUUUCUUCCUACCUGUCCAGCUUCAAAAAGCAAAGGAGAUCAGAAAACACAAAGCAGAUCUCUUUCACUGUGGUUGCUGAGUCUAAGAAACAGCUCAACAUCAUUCUAAAAUCAGUGAAAUCUGUGUACAGCCACACUGUGACUCUUCCCAUGUCUCUGCCACUCGAAAACAUCAGAGAAAUGGCGCCAUAUGAAAAUGUGAAAGAUAAUAUUCACUAUCUCCUGGCAAAGUCCACUGGAGCUCAGUGCAAAGUUGAAAGUGGCCGGAUUCAGUCUUUCAACGGCAAAUCAUACAGUCCCCACAUCUUAACCUGCUACCAGCUGCUGGCCCAGGAGUGCACAGAUGAUCUCAAGUUUGUUGUUCUUAUGAAGAAGGAUAACGGCAUCACGAUCAGUGUGAUGAUUGACUCAAAGGAUUAUGUCAUGUCCAUUAAAGAAGGUGUUCCAGCUGUUACCCUCAAUGGUGUAAAAAUCCAGAGCCUGCCAUACGAGCAAGCUAACAUAAGGAUUAAGCAGGUGGGCAGUAAACUGCAUUUCCUCGCUCCCGAUUUUGGCAUCACUGAGCUCACCUUCGGCCAAGAUCAGAUCGAGAUUGACAUCCCUGAUCAUUUGAGGAACAAAGUUUGCGGCCUCUGUGGACAAGCCAAUGGAGAUCAGAAAAGCGACCACCGCAUGCCCUCUGGUCGUAGGUCCGAAGACUCCAUCAGCUUUGCCCAUUCCUGGACUCUGCCUUCCCAGAGCUGCAGUGAUGAGUCUGGUUGCCGUUUGGCACAAGAGAAGGUUGAAUUGAGUAGAGACAUUAACAUCCACGGUGUGCGGUCCAAAUGCUUGUCCGUUGAACCCGUGUUGCGCUGUAGACAAGGCUGCUCUGCCACAAGGACCGCCCAGAGCAAAGUGGGUUUCAGCUGCAGGCCCUACGGUGAAAACUCCAACGUUCGCGAGGACAUCAUCGACAUAACCGAGAUGGUGGAGACUCAUCUUGACUGCACUUGCACGCCUCGUUGUGCUUAG
Molecule: messenger RNA, 4677 nt
Organism: Knipowitschia caucasica
Lineage: Eukaryota; Metazoa; Chordata; Actinopteri; Gobiiformes; Gobiidae
Source: the annotation of a GenBank genome assembly